UAUCGCCAGGCGGACACCAACAGGGACGGGCACGUCGACCUCGGCGAGUUCGCGCGCCAGUUCGACAUCGAGCGACGCAACCCGUUCCUCCCGAGGCUCGUGCAACUCUUCGACCUCUCGGGCGACGGUCAGAUGAGUGUCUUCGAGUACGUCGUCUGCCUGUCGCAGUUUGGCGCCAGGAGAGGACGCGGCGACCACAUAUACUUCGCGUGGAGGCUCUUCGACGUCGACGACGACGGCUCGCUGACCAAGGACGAGUUCGUGCGCGUUCUCAAG
This is a messenger RNA of Micromonas commoda, 276 nucleotides long. RefSeq lists its product with no specific name. Gene Ontology annotation, molecular function: calcium ion binding; calcium-dependent protein serine/threonine phosphatase regulator activity. The transcript has a single exon. The annotation marks the transcript as partial. NCBI's taxonomy places the organism in Eukaryota, Viridiplantae, Chlorophyta, Mamiellophyceae, Mamiellales, Mamiellaceae. The record is from RefSeq and is a predicted model, not a curated record.